Molecule: messenger RNA, 1699 nt
Organism: Drosophila gunungcola (fruit fly)
Lineage: Eukaryota; Metazoa; Arthropoda; Insecta; Diptera; Drosophilidae
Gene: Qsox4
Product: sulfhydryl oxidase 1
Biological process (GO): protein folding
Cellular component (GO): Golgi membrane
Molecular function (GO): flavin-dependent sulfhydryl oxidase activity; protein disulfide isomerase activity
Source: RefSeq, a predicted model, not a curated record
AUGAAUCAAUGGCAAUAUAAGUCAGAUUUAUCAAUUAUUCUAUGCCUUCUUAUUUUUUCCUGUGGACUUUUGGCAAACGAGUUGCUUUAUAAGCCGGAUGACAAUGUGCAAAAACUCGAUUCCACAACAUUUGAAACUCAACUUAACGAGUCGACGGCGGCAAAGCUGGUUAAAUUCUACAACGGAUUCUGUGAAGACACCCAAAAAUUUAUACCCGUGUUCAAGAAUCUGUCCCGAAAACUUUACAAAUGGAUACGCAUACUGAAGGUCAACGUUCUCGAUUGCUCGCAGGACAUGAACCACAGGAUCUGCCGCACUUUCAACAUCCACAAAACGCCUACGCUGCGAUACUUUCCACCGAAUUACACUCGAAGCAGCGAUGGCCUGGGCAUUGAGAUCACCAGUCGGAAUGCCAACGAAAUUGAGUCGGUACUGGCAUUACAUCUGCAAAAGUUAAAGUACUUUAAAAUGUUCGCGCGGGAGGACAAUGUGACGUAUAUAUUCCGGGACCACACCUACGUGAAGUACGUUGUUUUGGUCUUCCAGAUGUGCAUGUCCAAUUUCCUACCUCACUGGGAGACCGGGCAUUCCAUGGAGGAGAGAAUUGCCCACCUGGACGAUUGCAAUGAUGACAAUCCGGUCAUUUCGGCCAUUGGAAGGAACACUCUGCUCGCAUUGCUGCGCUAUGACGAAGUCGUGGUGCGCGUCUUUGACGAUCAUGGCAUAUACAACAAGUUUGGCAUAUCACCGGUGCCAAAUUUGCUGGUACUCGUGAAUAGCGCUGGAAAUCUGCUGUUCCUCACCCCCGAGAUGGACACUAGUGAGGCUUAUGUGGCUGCCAUCGAGCAGUUCCUAAAGUUUAUGGACCACAAGCCACAGUCGCCACUGCCAAAAACGCUGCCCACCAACAAUGCUGCCCUGCGGACCGAUAUAUUUGAGCAGCUUGAAAACCAACCGCAUCGAGUCUUUCGAGCCGAUCUGGAACGGGCAAUUGACCACAUCCUCAACGUGGAACUACCCAAGACACCACUGUUUGUGGGCAGAAAGCUAACUGUCCUGCGCAAUUUUCUCAGGCUGCUUAACUACAUAAGCCCUCUGCAUCCGGAGGCAAAAGAAAAGAUCACCAGUCUAUACUAUUCGAUUAGAGUUAGGAGAAAACUUUCGGGAGUCGAGCUGAAGGAAUUGAUUUGGAAAUCCUUCAAGGAAUAUAAGUUCCGCGGCAAGCUAUAUAUUGGAUGCAUUGCCUCACGACCUUUUUUGCGAGGCUUCGAUUGCUCCCUUUGGACACUUUUCCAUUAUUUCACCGUAGAAUCGGGCCACAUUAAUGAUGGUUCCGUUUUGUUGGUCUUUACAGGGUAUGUACAAUUUUUUAUGGAGUGCAGGGAGUGCCGGAGGAAGCUAAAGAAAUUCGAGGUACUUCGACCAAUUACUGACUUGGCCAAGAAGGACGCUCAGAUAUUGUGGCUGUGGGAAGCCCAUAAUAACAUAAACAAGCUGCUGGCCGGCGGUUCUACUGAGGAUCCCAAAUUCCCAAAGAUUCAGUUUCCAAGCGAAAAGGAUUGUCCCAGAUGUCGGGAUGACCAGUCCAAGUGGCGCAUGGAUGAAGUGCUGAAGUAUCUAAAACACAUCUAUUGCCAUGAGAACCUUAGCUGGUUCGGAAUGGCAUCCGCAUACGCUUACACUUCAUAAUUUUAUUAUU